Messenger RNA from Bicyclus anynana (squinting bush brown), 1291 nucleotides. RefSeq lists its product as uncharacterized. Gene Ontology annotation, biological process: regulation of transcription by RNA polymerase II. Gene Ontology annotation, cellular component: nucleus; transcription regulator complex. NCBI's taxonomy places the organism in Eukaryota, Metazoa, Arthropoda, Insecta, Lepidoptera, Nymphalidae. The transcript is spliced from 2 exons. Bases 335 to 1243 code for a protein of 302 amino acids. The record is from RefSeq and is a predicted model, not a curated record. Gene Ontology annotation, molecular function: DNA binding.
UGUACGGCACUACAGUUCUGCCGACAAAAUGAUUGACAAUGUGCGUCGUGUGCGUUGAGUCCGUCAAAAAUCCGCGACAGACUUUUUGCGCGCCAUACAGACUUUUUGUGCGCCGCAGACUCGAUCGCACAAAAAGUGUGUCGUCUGCGUUGGGCCUUAGGGCCAGGCCACAACUGUGCGUUGCGGCGUCGCAUCGCAAAAAUCAACGACGCCGCACAACGCAUCGUGGAAAUUUCCGAUGCGCUGCGCAACGUACAAAUCUGCGAUGCGACAACGCGUUGCCGUUUAGUCGGUGUCCAUACUUUGAACGACCUGCACGUGUUUUUUAAGCGAUAUGGCGGAGUACGAUGUCGACCACCUGAUAUCUUUAAUUUACGAACGUCCCGUCCUUUGGGACAAAACUAUAUCACAAUUCAAAGACAAAAAUUUAAAAACAGAAGCAUGGAGGGAAGUGUGUACAAGUUUAUAUUCAAAUUUUGAGGAGUUAAAUACUGUUGAAAAAUCAAAAAUCGGUAACGAUGUCAUAAAAAAAUGGAGAGGAAUCAAGGAUAAUUUUACAAAAUACGAAAAAAAAUUAAACGAGCAAUGUAAAUCCGGAGCUGGGGCCAAAAAAAUUAAACAAUAUCAUCUAUACGACCAGCUCCUAUUUCUGAAAAAGAAUUUUCAAAAUAAAACAACAUCAAGUCUUGACGAUGAAGAAAUAAGACCAAGCACCUCAACCCAACAAAGCCAGCAACCUGUCAUGCCACGUUACCAGCCUGCAUCGCGUAAAAGAAAAAUUGACGAAGACGAAUUUGAGAAGAAUAUUAUAGCUGCUUUAAAAACACCUGAAAGUAGACAUUUAUCUUUUUUUAAAGGAAUUUUGCCAUCAUUGGAAAAAUUGAAUGAUAAUCAAACAAUAAUUUUCCAAAGUCGUGUCCUACAGAUAUUAACUGAUUUACACCAACCAUCAUACUAUCCCAGCCACUAUCAAACUUCACAAACAUCCGUCCAAGCAAACUAUCAAACAUCUCAAACAACUGUUCAGACUGGCUAUCAAACAGCUCAAAUGUCUAUGCAGAGUGGCUACCAAACAUCCAUUCAACGCAGUGCCUUCCAAAGCGGAUGCGAAACAUCACCGGCACCUAUGCAAUCGUCUCCACAAACGCCAAGGAAUGAUGAUGUAAAUGAGCCAGAACAAAUUAAUUUCGAUGAGGAACUAACAAAUUUGACGAAUGACACACAAUCGGAAUACGAGUUUUGAAUAACACUAAAUUGUGAAAAUGAUUAAACAGUAUGAUUAUAGUAUAAA